AUGUCAGACACCACCCCGCCGCCCGCAAAACGUGUGAAACUCGGCGUCACCGCCGUCGCCGACGCCGCCGAGUUACAGACAGAAUCAUCAGUACUAGUCUCAAUUCCACCACCGCCGACCGAGAAGAAAGCGGAAGAAGAGGUGGAGGGAGAGGACGGCAGUGUGUCACGGACCGAGGCAGUUUCGCAGGUGGAGCUGGAGCGCGCGGUGGGGAUUACGGAGUAUGUUGAUGCGGGGAUCCGUGGGUGGAGCGGGGUGCUGAAGCAGAGAUAUACAGACUUCCUCGUCAACGAGAUCGACGAAGAGGGCAAUGUGGCGCAUCUGACAAAGCUCACGGUCGACGGACACGAGAACGAGAACGAGAACGAGAACGAGAAGCCGAGGCUCGCGCCUGCCGCUCCGCCGGCGCCGCAUAUACCGGAGCCCGCGUCUGCAGCGGCCGCCGCUGCUGCUUCGAAGGCGGCGAAAGCGGCGCAGGCUGCGGCGUUCGAGCUCAGCGCCGACGACUUCACCGCACUCUCAAGCCUCACCACCCCCGAGCUCGCCACUGCCUGCGUGUCCCUCUACCGCGCCAUCCUGUCGGCGCCCACCCCCGUCGAGCUCCCAACAACGACACUCACGACCCCCGCCAUCGCCGCCAAAGAGGCGCGCUCGACGCUGCACGCCCUCGUCCGCCGCCUCUUUUCAUCAAAGCUCGAGACAACAACACUCACCGGCGACGACAACGACGAGAACAAAAUCACAAUCAAGCCUGCCCCCGCCGCAGGUUCGUCCCGCGGCCCGCGCCAGCGCCGCGGUAACCGUGGCGGCGCAAGACAGAAGGCGCCUGCCACCAAGGCUGCGGAUAGAGGUGGUGAUUAUUGUCACUUUCUGUUGUACAAGGAGAAUAAAGACACUAUGCACGCCGUCAAGAUCGUGCAGAAGCUGCUUGGCCUGCGGGGCGGCGCACACGGCCAGAUCGGGUUCGCGGGGACAAAGGACAAGCGCGCGGUGACGGUGCAGCGGUGCUCCGUGUACCGUGUUGACGCCUCGCGGCUCGCCCGGCUGAACACCGAGGGCGCGGCGGGGGCGCUGCAUGCGGGGACGCGGGUGGGCAACUUUGGGUACAAGACGUAUGGGCUGGAGCUGGGCGAUCUGGGCGGGAACGAGUUUGUGAUUACGCUGCGCGAGUGUGCGGUUGCGGCGGGGGAGACACGGCCGCUGAAGGAGGUUGUGGAGGAGGUUGUGGAGCGCGUGAGGGAGGGCGGGUUCGUAAACUAUUUUGGGCUGCAGCGCUUUGGCAGCUACACCGUGGGGACGUGGGAGGUUGGCGUGAAGCUGCUAUGCGGCGACUGGCACGGCGCUGUCGGGCAGAUCCUGCACUACGACCCCGCGCUGCUCCCCUCCGACUCCUCCGCCGACUCCGACUCCGCCGAGAACACAAACACAAACAACAACAAUAGAGACGACAUCGCCCGCGCCACCGCCAUCGCCGCAUUCAACGCCGGCGACCACGCCAAAGCCGCAAAUCUCAUCCCCUACAAAUACUCCGCCGAGAGCGCCAUCCUCCACUACUUUGCCGCCCGCCCCGCAUCAACAGACUACUGCGCGGCCCUGGGCACGAUCCCCAGAGCCCUCAAGACAAUGUACGUCCACGCGCUUCAGAGCUACGUGUGGAACCAUGUCGCGAGCGCCCGCGUCCGAAUGGGGCUGCAGGUCCUGCCGGGCGACCUGGUGCUCAUCCCGCUAGACUCCGACGCCGACGCCCCCCCGGCCCCCGCCACGGAGGACAUCGAGGUGGACCAAAACGGCGAAGUCGUCGUCCACGCCCCCACCGCCAGCGCCACGGGCCGGCGCGCACCCGGGGCGUUCCAGCGCGCGCGCGCCCUGUCUGCCGCCGAGGCGGCCAGCGGGCAGUGGGGCAUCCGCGACAUUGUCCUGCCGACGCCUGGGUGGGACGUGGUGUAUCCGUCCAACGAGCUACUGGAGGUGUAUCAGCGCGUGAUGGCGCCGCACGGCCUGGACCCGCUGGAGAUGAAGAGGGGGGUGCGGGAGUUUAGUCUGCCGGGGAGUUAUAGGGGUGCUGUGGCGGGCUUUUUGGGCGGUAGGUGUAGUGUGGAGGUGAGGGGGUGUAGGGGGGUGGAGCAGGUUGUGAAGACGGAUUUGGAGGUGUUGGUGGCGGGGGAGAAGGGGGGGAAGGAGGAGAAGGAGGAUGCUGCUGCUACAGCUGGGGACGGGGAGGAAAAGACGGCGGUUGUGUUGAGGAUGUGUCUGGGAACCAGCACAUAUGCGACAAUGGCGCUGAGGGAGUUUAUGCGUGAGGGCAUCAAGGCUUACAAGCCGGAGUUUGGCAGGUAG
This is a messenger RNA of Morchella importuna, 2337 nucleotides long. RefSeq lists its product as uncharacterized. Gene Ontology annotation, cellular component: nucleus. The record is from RefSeq and is a predicted model, not a curated record. The coding region runs from base 1 to 2337 and encodes 778 amino acids. The transcript has 3 exons. Lineage: Eukaryota; Fungi; Ascomycota; Pezizomycetes; Pezizales; Morchellaceae. Gene Ontology annotation, molecular function: pseudouridine synthase activity; RNA binding. Gene Ontology annotation, biological process: pseudouridine synthesis.